Dromaius novaehollandiae (emu) is the source of this 7436-nucleotide messenger RNA. It is a transcript of the gene SPAST, whose product is annotated as spastin. Gene Ontology annotation, molecular function: ATP binding; microtubule severing ATPase activity; ATP hydrolysis activity. Bases 214 to 2052 code for a protein of 612 amino acids. The record is from RefSeq and is a predicted model, not a curated record. Gene Ontology annotation, cellular component: microtubule cytoskeleton. The transcript has 17 exons. NCBI's taxonomy places the organism in Eukaryota, Metazoa, Chordata, Aves, Casuariiformes, Dromaiidae.
UAGGCGGCAGCCCCGCCUCCUAUUGUCGCCUCCGCUGCGGCGCGUCAACAAUAGCGGCGCCGGGGGCGGCUACGUCCUCUCGUACCCAGCAACCGCCGCUGCGCGCUCCCCCCUCUCCCCCCCAUUGGCGGGGCCGAGAGAAAGGGGCGUUGUCGCCGCCGCCAUGGCCGGUUGUUGUCAGUCGGCGGCAGCGGGUUAUGGCGACGGCGGUGAAUGAAUUCUCCGGGCGGCCGAGGGAAAAAGAAGGGCUCAGCCGGCUCCAGCUCCUCGGCCCCGGCCGCCGGGGCCUCCCGCUCCGCGCCGCCCGGGCCGGCUCCCCCUGUGCCGCCGGCGGGGGCGGCGGCGGCGUCCCCGCACAAGCGGAACCUGUACUACUUCUCGUACCCGCUCUUCGCUGCCUUCGCCCUGCUCCGCUUCGUCGCCUUCCAGCUGGGGCUGCUCUUCGCCUGGCUCUGCGAGCGCCUCUCCCGCGGCGCCCUCAUGGCCGCCAAGGGCAGCAGGGCCGCGGCCGGCGACGCGCCCGAGCCCGGCGGGGCGCCCGAGACGGUGCGGGCCUGUCACAAGCGGGCCUUCGAGUGCAUCUCCAUGGCGCUGCGCAUCGACGAGGACGAGAGAGCAGGACAAAAGGAACAAGCUGUUGAAUGGUAUAAGAAGGGAAUUGAAGAACUGGAAAAAGGAAUAGCUGUCAUAGUUAUUGGUCAAGGUGAUCAGUGUGAACGGGCUCGACGUCUGCAGUCUAAAAUGAUGACAAAUUUGGCAAUGGCCAAGGAUCGCUUGCAGCUUUUAGAGAAGCUGCAGGCAGUUUUGCAAAUUUCCAAGCCGCAAAUGGAGGUCUAUAAUGACAGUACUAACCUGGCAUGCCGCAAUGGACAUCUCCAGUCAGAGAGUGGAGCGGUUCCGAAAAAGAAGGAUCCAUUAACACACACGAGUAAUUCCCUUCCCCGUUCAAAAACUGUUGCAAAAACUGGAUCCACAGGCCUUUCAGGUCACCAUAGAACACCUAGCUACAGUGGGAUAUCGGCUUCUUCUGUAUCUAGACCAGCAACUAAUCCUGCAACUUCAACUCACAAGGCUGCUCCUAAAAAUAGCAGAACAAAUAAGCCUUCAACUCCUACCACUGCUGCUCGAAAAAAGAAAGACAUGAAGAUAUUUAGAAAUGUGGACAGUAAUCUUGCUAAUCUCAUCCUGAAUGAAAUUGUUGAUAGUGGGCCAGCUGUCAAAUUUGAUGAUAUUGCUGGGCAGGAACUGGCUAAGCAAGCUUUGCAAGAAAUUGUUAUCCUUCCUUCUCUUAGACCUGAGUUAUUUACAGGACUUCGAGCUCCUGCACGUGGGCUGUUGCUGUUUGGCCCACCAGGAAAUGGGAAGACAAUGUUGGCCAAAGCAGUUGCAGCAGAAUCAAAUGCUACUUUCUUUAAUAUAAGUGCAGCAAGCCUAACUUCAAAAUAUGUGGGUGAAGGGGAGAAACUGGUGCGUGCUCUAUUUGCAGUAGCCAGAGAACUUCAGCCUUCUAUAAUUUUUAUAGAUGAAGUUGAUAGCCUUUUGUGUGAAAGAAGAGAGGGUGAGCAUGAUGCUAGUAGACGUCUAAAAACAGAAUUUUUAAUAGAAUUUGAUGGUGUACAAUCUUCUGGAGAGGACAGAAUACUAGUGAUGGGAGCAACCAACAGGCCACAGGAGCUUGAUGAUGCUGUUCUCAGACGAUUCACCAAACGGGUGUAUGUAUCUUUACCAAAUGAGGAAACAAGAUUGAUUUUGCUAAAAAAUCUCUUAAGCAAGCAAGGAAGUCCAUUGACCCAAAAAGAGCUGGCACAACUAGCUAGAAUGACAGAUGGAUACUCUGGAAGUGAUUUGACUGCAUUAGCAAAGGAUGCAGCACUAGGUCCCAUUCGAGAACUAAAACCAGAACAGGUGAAGAAUAUGUCUGCCAGUGAGAUGAGGAAUAUCAAAUUAUCAGAUUUCACUGAGUCUUUGAAGAAGAUAAAGCGCAGUUUGAGCCCUCAGACUCUGGAAGCAUACAUUCGCUGGAACAAAGACUUUGGAGAUACCACAGUGUGAAACACUAUUUAAAGUGAGACAAAGUGCUGCCUAAAGAGCAAUUGGUACUGACUACUGGAAAGCAGCCAGAGUUUACAGGACUUUACAGAUCUUUAAGUAUCUGCACUAAAACUUGAGAUUAAGAAAAAAAUUUAUAAUAUAAAAAGCGUUCAUCAAGGCCUCCUUGCUGUUUAGUCAGGAUUUACACACUGUAAGUAAGAGCACAAUAAGGCUUGGGAUAAGAUUCCUAGCAAUCUGAUCUUGGUUUGAACAAUAAUUUCUGUAUUUUGUUCCAGCUAGGAAGCUCUGAUGAUAUUAAUCAUUGGAAGACCUGUUCCCUAAGCUGGGGGGAGAGGGGGUUGUUUUGUUUGUUUAAUUUUGCCAUGACAUUGGUGUCUGGCUUUCUUUCUGAUAAUUACUAACUUAAAUUGGAAUUUUAUAAACUUUGGUUCGGUUUUUGACUUUUUUAUCCUUAAUGUGCCAAAUAAUUUCCCUAUGCAAAGAACAACAACAGCAUUGGGGGAUUACGAUUAUUAAAAGGUACAAAGCAGCUGGUCUGUUAUUAUUUGUCUUUUUGUUUAGUUGUAAUGUGACAGCAUUGUUCACAGAACAGUUUAAAAAAAAGACUUUUGAUAGCAGAACAGCAAAAACCUGAUAAAACCAAUCGAAAGUUUUUUUUUUUUAAAAAAAAGACUAAAUAAAAAAAAUAGACUAAGAUAUUCAUUUAUUGGCAGUAUUUUCUCUUAAUGCAUUUUGUAAUGCUUCCAUUGGUAGAAUGUUAGCUUAUGCUUAUGGUGUAUAACUUAAAGUCCAGCUGAUGUUUGAGAGCGUAAGUGAUGCUAAUUGUCAAGUUUCAGAAAUGAAGUGUUUUGACUCUGUAUUUUGGUCUGUUUACAAUAAUUGAAAGUAAAAUUUCCAUUGUGGUCACUUUUAAUCUACACAUGUGAGCAUUAAAAUAAGAGGCUACAUGUUUAAUAAUAACUGGCACACAUUAAUGUUUUUAUAGCUUUCAUAUGUUUUGGUUUAUAUAUUAAACUAUGAAACACUCAGCUGAUCUGCUUUUUUAAAAAUAACUGCAUCUGCAUACAAAUAUUUGGAUUUUUAUUAUAGAAAUGAAAAGCUAGUAAACACUGAAGCGAUAGCCUUUAAAUACUGUAAUAAAGGGAAACAUCUUUGCCUUACUUCUUAAAGGUUGACAUUUUGUUUACAAAUUCUACAUGGAUUAAACAUUGAGGAGCUGGUUGCAAAACAGAGUAAUAGUUCCUCAUAUAAAAGGGUUUUUUUUAGAAGGGCAACUCUCCCACAUUAGCAAUAUUACACAGUUGCAUGUUGUUUACAGUUCUUUUAAGUAAACUGAUUUAUAUAUUUUGUUCAUGGUCUUAACAGAACAUUCUUAAUUUUUCAUUUAACUUAUACUUUUUUCAUUUGUAAGUUUUUACAUACUUCUAGGACUGCUAAUCUGAUAAUUGAUUUUAUAUAUUUAUAUAUAUAAAAAUAUGUGGAUUGUGUAUGUUUGUGUAUACACAUAUGUAUACCUAUAUUUACACACAUACUGGCACUGCAUCAGCUAGGGUGUAUAGUAAUACCAGGAGAAGAUUCUGUUUGCUGCAUGGUAUUGGGAACUAAAUAGCAGAAGCUGUGUCAAACUUUUUGACACUCACAUGCAAUAUAUUUGGGAUUCUGUUUUUUUUGAACCAGAGGUGCUUUUAACUGAUCUUAAUAUUAAAGCAAUGAAAUAAGAUUAUGUUACACUAAUAUGCCUUUUGAAGUAGUCUAACCAAACCACUUCUAGCCUUCAAGGGUAUGACUGUCUCAAAUAUAUGUCCAUGUCUAAUAUAAUUGAAGCAUGUGAUGUCUGUUCCCCUGAUUCACCUUCCUGGAGAAGUCAGAAAUCCUAAAAGAUUUCAGUUUCUUAAAUCUUGUUUUUUUGCUUGCUUUGCCUUAGUUCUACCUUCAGUAGAGUAUUUCUAUUAUUAGAGACUCCUGGCUGACUUGAUCAAUUUUUGUCAUAGACUUUAUAGCUAAGCUUGAGUAUUACUAUUUUAUUAUCUGCUCAAUCACUUAACACCUAAGAAGGGCUGCCUGUCUUCGUGUUCAUAAGGCAUGUAAACUUCCUUGAGACCCUCUGCAAAUGAGAACUUUGCGGACACUUCUGGUUGCAAAUGUUCCCAAAUACUUGUGAUCAAAUUCACCUUUCCUCCACUUAAUUUUGAGGAAUGUACUCAUUUCUAAUUCAAAGACAUGCCUAUUGGUGUGUGGUAUUUACCUGAAACAUAGAGGUAGAACUUCCCAUCUGCUAAAACACCACCAGUAUGCAGCACAAAGGAUCAGGAGUCUGAGCUGCUGCUUUGGAAACAAAAAGGAUUAGGCCUUUUGUUUAUUUGUACAACCAGCUAAGGUCGACAGAGUCUGUUAGGUUUUUUUGGUGUUCUGCCCUGAAUAUUUUCUGUCUAAAAUAUGAACCAAAGCUUUCUGAGUGACUUUGGAAUACUGUAAUAACAACUUAAUUUUGUUCUACAACAUCAGUUUGCCACAGCUGCUUUUUUGGGGGUGGAGGGGUGUUGCCCAUGGCGUAGUUCUAUUUUAUUCAUAGAUCACCUUUAAAUCUCACUAAGAAUACUUGCUGAAUAGUUUCUUUAAAGAAUAAUUCUCUUCCACUCAAGGUAUUACCUCACAUCUUCUGGCUGAUAUAUCUGUGACCAAAAUUUGCCAAGAGAGUUUUGAGACAGCUUGCAAAGUGAAUAAGUGCAACAUGCAUAAUUUCUUUGGUAACAUAAACUGAGCAAGUCCCAGCUCAGUCAUUUUCAUCUAAUCACUGGAUGAAUUAUGUGUAUAAAAGCAGGGUUUUUUAAUACAAUUUGUAUUUCCCAAAUCUGUGCUAUUUUGUAUACCACCUCGCAACUCUGCCAUAAAAAUCAAAUGAUGUUCUAACAGUAUCAUGAAUUAGGAGAGGAUAAGCAGGGAAGCAGCUUGGAUGCUUUUACCUUUGCAAUGAUCAGGGUUACAUUAGCUCUCCAAAUUGUCUCCCCCUGCUCCACCCCCCCCCCCCCGCCCCAAAUCUGCCUGUUGCUAAUGAAUGAGUGAGUUGACCCACUUCUUUGAAAUUAUUAGGAAGCGGCUCAUCUCGCCUUCUGUAUGUGUUCUUUACUGAUCUAAUGUUUAACAUGUACUGGAUUCGAAAAAGAAACCUCUCUCUAACAACCUUAUUUAAACAUCUUUGCCUGUUUUAUUAAGCAGGAAACAUAACUCUAUCUUUCUGCUUGUUGGGAAAACAGCGUCUUCUAAGGCAGCAGGUUUUUGUUCUUGGUGGCAAAACAGCAGGUGGGAAAACCUCCUCUCAAGGAGUAUGUGCACGCUGUAGCACCUUUAAAUGAGAAUUUCUUAUGUGUUACGAUAUCCCAUUUACUAAUGUUGACUUUUGUGCAUAGUACACUAAACCCAUACAGGUUCUCUUCUUGAAGCUAAGACAAAAACAAUAUGGAACAUUAAAGAUGAACGUAAACUUUAAACUAGGAUAUUUAUACAUACAAAAGUUUUUUGUUUUCUUAAUUUUUUGGACUUAAGAGUUUAGUGCUUUAGAAACAGGCUUUUUACUCCUGAGACCUCUUACUGAUUCUACUUCAGAAAGCCAUUCACCAAUUCAGUUUUGCUGAACAUGGCCAUCACAUUGCUUAUGUAGAUAAUAAUGUCAUAGUAACACUUUAAAAUUGAGAAGAAUGAAGUCUCUGAAUUGGGAAGGAAGUCACUGUUGCUGCGCUAACUGGAGGCAGUUGCUGAUUUCACUGUUAGUCUCUUGAAUGUGAUUAAAAAGGACAGUUUUAUACAUGCAACUUACUGUGACAGUUAAACUUACUUUCUGGUAUAGAAUAAAGUUAUUUGGUUUUUUUUCCUAUUCUAGACAAACAGUUUUUAGCACUGGUUGGCACUGCUGCCAAGUCCAUCUUGUGAAAUUUAAGCACUUUGCGUUGGGAAUAUGGAGAUCAGAUGUGUUGUCAAAUGUAAUUGAAAUGUCCAUUCUGUUAUAGGUAUGGAAAGCAGCACUUUGCUUAGGACUUCCUUAACCAUGUAUGGUGACAUUCUGUGCCCUAGAUUCUUCUGGUUCUUUCCUACUCAUGAUAUGAAUAAUGCAUAGCUGUGCCUAAGACCCAUUUAUCUAGCUACUCCCUGAUGCUUUAGUGAUGCUUCUGCAUCUUGCAGUUUGGGGAGAUAGCAAGCACUUGUAGGUUAAAGAUCUUCAUUCAUGCUUUCUAUGGCUGUCUCAAGCUUUCAAGAUUUUUUUUGUGUUGGGGGCUUCUACCAGGUAUCAACAAAUAGCAUGAAAAGUAGCAAGUAGGUAGUGGAUGUAGCUAGUUAUCUCAGUCAUUGGGCUAAUUAGAGGCAGUUGCUGAAUUCACUGUUAGGUUCUCUUGAGCUGUUGUUUAGUGUUGAAGAAUGUUUUACUCUCAUAUGUGAUUCUCCUUGCUUAGGAUGAUCUGUUGGUAGCAGGAAAAUGGAUGAGCUAUAAAUAUUUUCUUAUAAAUACAGCAACUAUUAUUCCACAAGACAAGGAAAGAUCUUUAAACUGUUUGUAGCUUCUUGCAAAGACAAAAUCGUCUUCUAAAGUAUGGCGAAUGUGUACUAUGUUUUUCCUGCUUCUCUUGUAAAUUUGUAACUGUUUUAGAGUGGAAACUGUUUACUUUGUCAAUAACUACCUCCUGAGUUCAGCAAUAAUUGGCAAGGUAGACACUCCUCCAAUGAAUUAAAUGUAUUGGCUAAGCACUAUAUAUUGUCAGAAUUCCUCUGAGUUUGAUCUUUUGAUAUGCAAAUUUGUAACAUUAUGUCUGAAACUAUGGUGAACAGACUUGUUUUGCUGUAGUACUUUCCCUGUUUUCACAAAAAGUAUUACUUACCCUAUUUCAGGGAAGUGGCUUUGAGGAAAAGAUCAACAUUCUUCUUAGUAGUUGGUUAAUAUAUGUGUAUUCUUUGAAGAUGCUAGAGAUGUAGCUUCUCUGUUCUGCAGUUUCUUUACCAUUAGAAGUGGGAAGGAACUACUUUGUUUAAUACUCGCAUAUCUAUCAAAGGGCCUGGGAAACGCAAACUGUUUUGCCACAUGAUUCAAACUUCUAUUCAUGUGAAGGGCUAGUCAGCAUUUUUCAGAAAUCUGGAUUAGAGUGACGGAAACCAAAGGUGCAGACAAAACAUUAUACCCCACCCCCAUUAAAUAUGCUGGAUGAUUCCAGUUUGGGAUGGGAUUAUUCUUGUGUUUUGUUGUUCUGAGGACUUUUGCUUCAGGGUAUCCCUUUCAGAAUGUUUUUUGAAAUGUUAAAACACCAUUUUAUUAAGCAAUGUAAAAAAGCAUGAACAGUCACCUAUCUUUAGCUUCAUAAUUUUCAUUGUCUCCAAUAAAAUGUUGCAUUUGUCCUGUU